Molecule: messenger RNA, 4740 nt
Organism: Sitodiplosis mosellana (orange wheat blossom midge)
Lineage: Eukaryota; Metazoa; Arthropoda; Insecta; Diptera; Cecidomyiidae
Product: probable G-protein coupled receptor Mth-like 1
Exons: 7
Coding region: 1419-3308 (629 amino acids)
Biological process (GO): G protein-coupled receptor signaling pathway; cell surface receptor signaling pathway
Cellular component (GO): membrane
Molecular function (GO): G protein-coupled receptor activity
Source: RefSeq, a predicted model, not a curated record
CUGGCUCACUAUAUCAACGGCAAGCGAUGUGCUCGGCUCGGCUCUGUGCUGUGUGCUUGGCACAGUAUGUCUGUGUGAAUUGUUGCUGCUUGCGAACUAAACAGAAUGCAAUGCAAAGGGAAGAAAGAAACUGGAACCUGUGACCGUACACAGAGCGACUGAAAAAAAUAUAUACGUGAUUGAAGCGACACAACCAUCAUCAUAGCCAAUAACAUUUAAAGCACUCAUAUUCAGUUGCUCUUCGGCUAUCGGCGAGUUGGUUUGGUUUGAACGUUUUAAAGCGAGGAGCGCGCGCGCCUCUUUCAUUCCGCUAUAUCAAUCCCGAUAUUUUGUAUUUUGUUCAACAGAAAAAAAAAAUUUCUAUUAGUUUCGCUAUUUUUGGCUAUCUUUUGUUAUCUAUUAUUUUGAGUGAAUGCCAAUAGAUUUUUUUAAAUUUAAAUAUGCUAAUAUUUGUGUGUGACUAUGAUCAAAUCGAAAUACUGUGUUAGUGAUAGAAAAUAAAUUAAUAUAAAUCUUCGAUCAUUUUCGACGAAAAUGUAAAUUAUCAUAAGAUAUUUAUAAGAUAAUUGAGUGCAUUGUCACAACGCAUUGCGAAAAUUAUCAUUGCCAUUACGUAUGUGCGUUUCUUUAGAUGUUGAUCAAUAAAAUACUGUAUUUUUUUUGCACUCUUCCGGCCACACAAUCCGGUUUAGUUAAAUAUAAUCAUUGUGAAACGUUAUUAACAAACAAAUUGUGCACGAGUGAAGCAGAGAAGCGAACAAAAAAACAACAACACGGCAGAAAUCGAACUUUCUUUUUGCUCUCUCGUGUUCACGGUGUUUAAUGAUAGCUUCGCCUCGUGUAUGUGAAUGUGGUAAAAUUGCAAUAAAAACAACAACAGCAACAACAACGAAAAAAAAAACCAUAAUGAAAAAUUGAAAUUUCUUUUUUUUUUCAUUUAAAGUAAAAACAAAGUGACUGUGUCUCUCGCGAAUUGCAACAAAUGUUCACACACAGGUGAAUUUUCCACAAGAGAUCACACAAUGGUUUGCCGAUGAUCAUAUGGCAAAUGAGAACAAAGUAAAAAGUGAAGUGAAAUACGAGAGAGAGAAAAAACGCAAACACCGAUUUUAGGAGAUUUUCUACCGAUUAUUAAGUUUUUCAACCGAAGCGCGACAAUCACUCGAAACUUUCCAAAGUGAACGAACGAAAGAGUUCAACAAUUGAGUUCGGUAGUUAGCGAAACUAUUUGGACGAUGUUAAAAGUAAGUAAAUAGACAAAAGAAAACGCCAGCAAAAGCAAAAACAAUGUAGGACGAAUUCGACGAAAACUAGGCGAAAAAGUUUUAUUUUAAUCGAGUGGUAUAUAGAAAAAAAAGAGAGAAUUAGUGAUCGGAAACAAAAGGCACACGCGCGUCGGCAAAUUAGUCUGAUUAAUCAUGGCGAAAACAAAACGACAGGUGCCGCAAAAAAGCAAUUUCGCUGACCCAUUUAGCAUAAUUUCGUCGGCAGCGUGUACAACAACGAAAAUGAAGACGAUGUCACUUUUCGUGAUGAUAAUCGCACUUGUUGUUUGGCCCAUGCUUACGGCAGAUGCGGCCAAAGCCCCGUCACCAGUGUUCGUGAACAAGUGCUGUCGCAUCGGUGAGACAUUAGACCGAAAUCAAGAGUGUUCGGUUGGUGGUGCCGGUGCUGAUCACUGGUGGCCAGUGAUAUAUUUGCUACAGAAAACCACCUACUUUACACCGCAUGGUGAUGCACCACGUUUUUUCAAAGUGAAUGAAUCGUCACGGCCGCAUUGUAAAUCACCUGAAUUAGUAACCGGUAACCAUACGAUGGCCGUAUUCUCUAAUGGUACACUUUAUCUGCCCAGUCGUUCAGAAGUUAUUGAAAGUGAUAAUUUUUGUGUUGAUAAAGAUGUGGCUCUAAUAUGCAGUCCGCUGGCAGAGAAUGUCGAUCUAAUCAAUCAGCCAGUGAUUCGGACACGAGUACGUAAAUGUUGUCCACAAAAAGCAAUCUACCAAACCAAUGAUGACACAACAUGCGUGACACUUCGUGACGGACAUGAAAUCAUUGGACGGAAAUUAAUAGAAAACGCGACGAAUCCAUUAGAGUUGCGAUAUGGUUUUCCGCAAUGCAAUUCCAACAGUGUGGUUAUUGUUGGUAAAUUCAAUGAGUCGAAGUUCGAUGAAAGCACCGGCAAUUUGACAUUAGCCGAGGGUAGAUUCCAAUUGGACCAAUACUGCUUAGAGCACUUCAAUGACACUGGCACGGUAAAUGUGCACGUUUUCACGUGCACCGAUUAUUUGCCGACCUCCGAAAAAAAGACAACCGAUUCGAGACUGACGCUCAAUAUCAUUGGCUGCACAUUAUUAAUAUCAGUUGUAUUUUUGAUUACGACACUGGCAACUGGUUUUCUACUACCAACCAAUCAUCACGUCUUACACUGGCGUUGUCAAACAUACUAUGUUGUUUGUCUUAUCAUUGGCGACAUUCUGUUGGCCAUUGUUCAACUAUCCGGAAAUGCAAUCAAGGUUAAGAGUGUUCAGUGCGUUUCAAUAGCAAUAAGUGUACACUUUUGUUAUCUGUGUGCUUUCUUCUGGCUCAAUACAGCGUGUGUCAAUAUAUGGUGGACUUUCCGCGAUUUUCGACCGUCGACACUGGAAAAGGUGCAAGAAACCAUGCGGUUACGAAUCUAUCAAGCCUAUGCAUGGGGUGUGCCAUUGCUGAUUAUGACAACGGCUUUGAUUUUGGAUUUUUUGCCGAAUGGCGAUUUCUUGCGACCACGUUUUGGACAGACUCGAUGCGGUUUCGAUGGUGACAAAGAAUUGCUGGCAUAUUUCUACGGACCUGUAGGUUUUCUACUAAUCGUGAAUUUACUGCUGUUUGCAUCAACUGCUCGACAACUUACCUGCGGAUUGUGGAAACGUGACGAAGUCAAAUCGACAACGGAACGAGCCGCUUUGGGUCGCGUCUGUAUGAAAUUGGUGGUUGUGAUGGGCGUUUCUUGGGUCUUUGAUUUAAUUUCAUGGGUGCACGUAACACUGGACGGCAACCGACAUGCAUUUUGGAUCAUUCCCGAUGUGAUAAAUGCCCUUCAUGGCGUAUUCAUCUUCGUUGUUGUGGGAUGUCAGCCACAGGUGCUGAUGGCGAUCAAACGAUUCUGGUGCUCGAAAGUGGGACGAAACACGACCAACACAACAAAUGGACCGCAGCAUUCCAGCUCAUCGCAGGGAUUACCGUCGAUCGGAGAAUCAUGCACGAAUAAUACAUUUACUAACAAUUCAUUCACAGCCAAUACAAAAGCUCCCCUUGAAACCGUAUGUUAAUUAAUACAUCAUACUUUAUUCUCGAAAUGAAGCCGAAUGAAAAAAUUAAACACACACACACAAAACACCAGCUACUUUAAACGAUAUACUACUUCUGUUUUUCUAUCUCUUCUGUUGAAGCAUUUAUUCAUUUCGUCAAACUGCCAAAAAAUAGUGUUAACCUUUUUCAGUCUCAUGCACCGUUUUCAAUAUAUAUGUUCAUAUUUCUAUCAAGUAAAUCAUAUCCAGAAAUUUAAUAUCGCCAUUGCUAGGCUUAAGUCAUACACAUAAUAUAUUAUUAGCUGAAACAAGUCAGUGGCACAACUCGGUCUACGCACAUUCAUUCGACCGAUGUGUCGAGUAAAUUAAUACGUGAAACCAAAUAUGCGGAAAUUUAUUAUUAGACUAUUCUACGUGGAAGGUAGAAAGAGGAAAAUUUUUCGAAUCGAACAAUUUUAUAACUUUGUGAUUUUGUAGUUUUUAAUCGAAUUAAAAUUUUAAGUAAGACUUCAUAGCAUGCGUAAGUGACGGAAUAGCCUAAUUCCCUUUAUCAAAAUACACUCACAACAAAACAUUCAUCUACUUACUCUUCAGAUUGAACAAUAUUGUGGUCCACAUGCGGCGCACAGGGGCAGAGAGUUUUUCGGACUAUUUUGCAUAAAUAACGUAAAAUAUACAACAAAAAUUGACGAAACCGUACUAUGAAGUACUGUAGUGUAGGGCCUUUUUUGAUUAGAAAAAAAAAACUUUUGUAUUUCCGAUAUAUCUGCGACAGACUUUAAACAAAAAAAAAUCGAUAGAACUUCAGCUCACAAUUUAGUCUUGUCUAAAUGUCUAACUAACAUAAACAGGUAAUCGAAAUUUUGUUUGACAAUAAUACAUUGAAUGUGAAGUGAUGCUUUGGAAUUGAAUGUCACUCGCUAAACUUAGCCUGACAACUUAAUGUCAGCCUCAGCAUACAUCAGUAUACUUAACUGUGGACUAUAGUCCGAAUGAGAGAAAUUUAGAAGAAAAAAAAGUAGUCACUCGUUUAAUUCCAUAACAUGAGCCAUGGUUUGAUAGGUUUGAAUCAUAAUAUAUGAUUUCUACUUCAAAACUGGCAACCACGUUCUGGCAAUUAAAUCAGUUACCAAAAAGUGAUCAUUCUCGGCACAAAUACACUUUUUAUCACAAUUGAUGCCCCUGAUUAAGAGAAAUUCAAAGCAAUAAAUGAUGAUUAAUCAAUGAAAAUUAUUUAUUUUUACUUUUUUCAGUGAUUUGUUUUUGUAUCAGUCCUAAAGAUUUAAGUGUUUCCAAUGUUUAAACUAUGUUUUGUAUGUGUAGAGAAUAAUGUAAAUUUGCACAUAUAGUUGUCUAUUCUGUUUGAUCCGUUAUGUAUUAUUAUUAUUAUUAUUUUCAAUUCAAAAACUUAGCCAAAAUGAAUUCAAUAAAAUUAUUACAAGAUAACAAUAAA